This is a messenger RNA of Lactuca saligna, 1237 nucleotides long. NCBI's taxonomy places the organism in Eukaryota, Viridiplantae, Streptophyta, Magnoliopsida, Asterales, Asteraceae. The record is from the annotation of a GenBank genome assembly.
AGAUAACGGAUCGUUCUAAAACUUGAUCCUUCAGCCAUCGAUUCUAGAUCACCAUGACCACCAGGAGGAGCAGUCGUCGUCGUACCUUUCUCUACCUCCAAUUUCGGAAUUCGAAUUCUUUCGUGAUGACGAUGAAGAUGGCUCCAUCAGCCAUACCCGUCGGUUUUGCGCUUCAACAAAAAUAGCAUUUUCUCAGCAUUUCAGAAACAAGGUAUACGUUCGACUGGAAAGAGUCCCCGGAGGCCGCUCAUGUGCUUUGUGUCAGUCUACAACACCUCCCUCCACCCAACACAGUACAAUGACGAAGUGGUAACAAUAUGAGGUAGAGGUUCAUGAAUGGAAGAAAGCUAAUUGAGUGAUGUUCUUGAUAAGAAAUGCAAAUAGAAGACCAAAGCUAAGGAAUCUGGUAUGGGCUACCUCAAAGCAUGAUGUGUAUCUCAUGCCAAAUUAUUCAAUCAUGCAUUGGUCAUCAUUAUCACAAAGCUUGACUGAGAUUCUAAACUUUUAUAGACACGUGGCAGGUACCGGUGUUUUUGUCAACAAGAUGAGAUUAAUGGUUGUCUUCUUCACUUCUACAUCUUCAAUACGGAGCACAACUUUGUGGAAAUCCAAUCAACAUAUCUUUUAUACUUCUAAACCUAGAAAAUCAAGAACCAAGUGUAGCUCUCAAUUGAUAAAAACAUUGGUUCUUCUUCUUCUUUCUGUUAAAGUGUACGCAGAGAGAAAACAAAACAGUUCUAGCAAGCAAGAAGAAACGAGUGGAGGUACACAUGAGAUUUCAGCUCAGGAGAAGCUGUUAAUUGAGCAGCCUGAGCUUUUGCAGCAAUCUGGAGACGAUUUCUCUCCCUCUGCAUUACCACCGAAAACAAGAAAGAGACAUCAAAUCUCCAUCUCGGUCCCAUAUUCUCAUUCAAAAUCAAAUAAGAAAAAGAGGAUCAUUGAAAUCUGCUUAUCAAUUACCACACCAGAUCUUGAAACAACAGAAGAUAAAACGGCUUACAAUCGAAAUAAGUACAAAAAGAAACAUGUUGAUCAGAAGCAUUCAGUGAAAGGAAGGCGGAGGUCGUCGGUGGAAAGGCGGCAAAGCAUUGUUUACUGUUGCAAAGAAUGGAAAUACUAUCAUGAACAGUGGAUUCGUGAUGUGGUGUUAAAUGAUAACAAAAAGACAAUUCCUAAAGACAAAAAAACCACAAAACCACAAAAAAAAAAAAAAAAAAUUACCACCAUGAACAACUGA